AGCAGACCGAAGACAAACAAACCCACAAGCUAAUGCUAACGAAGCUAACGGUGAUGGAUCGGGUCAGAGUUUAAAGCUUCAGGGAUGUCGCUGUGCUCCGCCCUGCGCUGCUUCAUCAGACUGAAGAGGAGGAAUGUGGCGGUGGGUUUGGUCCAGCAGAGGGCGCUGUCUGGAGCCGAGGCUGUGAACGCGCUGAGGCCCUUUUACUUCGCCGUUCACCCAGACUUCUUCGGACAGCACCCCAAAGAACGGGAGGUGAAUGAAAACUCUCUGAAGCGUUUGAACGGAUACUUGGAGACUCUGCAGCGUCCUGGAGCGCACUCAGUGCAGCCCAUGAAGCUCACGUUUUACAUUCGAGACACGAAGGACGGAGACGAGCCCGACCUCACAGCAGGUUUCCGUCCGGUCACGUUCACGCUCCACAGCAGUGACGUUCUGAGCGCGGUGGUCAACGUGCUGCGCUCCUGUAGUCUCCCACAUGAGCACAUGAAGAGUCACAGCACCCAAGGGACCAGCAGCACCCAAGGGACCAGCCCACAGGGAGCCCAGCCCUUCUACAGGCCCAUCAAGUGGGACAAAUCCUACUACAGCUUUACCGGGUUCAGAGACCCGGAGCAGGAGCUGCAGCAGGCCAAACGAGUGGAGCCCACGCUCAGUUUGUGGUUGAGGAAGAAUGAACCAGAGGCGACGAAGAAGCACAAGGCCAGUGUCCCGAGACGAGACGAGCUGCAGAGACUCAAGACGGAGCUGUGCCUGAAGUUCAGCCUCACGGACAUCAGGUGGCAGCGCAGUUGGGGAGUGUCUCACAGGUGUUGUCAGCUCCAGAGUCUGAGCCGCCUGUCGCUGCAGAGUCCAGAGGCUCUGAUCCCGCUGCAGGGUCACACAGUCGUAUUCGCAGACGAGUCUGGGAUGAACGCCUCAGGUGACGUGAUGCUCGGGACCAUGGACGUCCAUCACCAGUGGCUCAAGCUGAUGGGGCGUUUGCCGAGUCUGCGCGGCCUCCAGCAGCAGAGUCUGUGGUUGAAGGAGCGCAUCAGUCUGCUGCUAGGGGGCGCCGUGGUGCUGCUCCCCGACAGGACGGGCUCAGAACAGCCCAUCGCCGAACACUACAGCAGCCUGAACGCCUUCCACAAGAGACUCCUGUCCGAGAGAGUGAGAGUGCACCCGCGCAGCCUCGAAGGACUGGGCCUGGUCAUAGACAAUAAUCGCUCGAUUCCCAGUUUACACGAUCUGGGAUACUUCCUGAUCCCCGUGACCUCUGACCCUCUCAAACUUCAGGCCUUCCUCCAGAGCCACGCCCCCGAGGCUCGCCGCAGGACACAGCGCCACCUACAACUGAAGCGGGAGGAGGAGUUGGCGGUGCAGCAGUGUCUGGUCUCUCUGUCCCUCCACACUCUGUCCAAAGAGUCGAGCAUCAGCAGUCUGCAGAUGAGUUUGUGCUGUGGGCGUCUGCUGGAGCUCAGACCUCCUCUGCUCCAGGGCCUGGACCUCAGAGUCUCCAGAUAUUACUCUGUGCUGCAGGACGGAGACCUGUGUGUGCCCUGGGACUGGAACUACUGACCUGAGACACUACUGACCUGAGCCACAACAGACCUGAGCCACACCUGCAGCCCACAACUUGGGUUAGGUCUGGUUUAGACCUGGUUUAGUCCUGGUUUAGUCCUGGUUUAGACCUGGUUUAGACCUGGUUUAGUCCUGGUUUAGACCUGGUUUAGACAUGUUUUAGUUCUGGUUUAGACUUGGUUUAUUGCUGGGGAGUUCUUUAUCUGCUGUGGUCAGUAUCAAAUGUGGUCCAAGAAUGAAAAAUAUUUCAAUUAAAAUAAGGUUUAAUGGGUUCAUUAAAACAAAUCUGUAAAACAAGAAACUCGAGGACCUUAAGGAGCGACUGUUGUGCAAAGUUAAACCAUGGUCAGUGAGAUUUCUAGUGUCUUGCUGUCGGUCACUGGAGGGUUAUGGAACUUCUGGUUAAUGGUUUUCUGUGGUAAAAUAUCUGUGGAAAUGCGUCGUAUUCUCCAGCAGCUUCAUAAAUCUGCCCCAUCACCAAAUCAAACGUUAGUUCUGUUCAGCAGUUCACUAAUGCUGGUCGUUCUACGAAAAUUCAGAAUAUAAAUAAUUUAAACUUUUUUUUUUUUUUUUUCAGAGUAAAAACAUUCAAAGUGAGAAAUUCAGGGAGAUUUAAAAUUCUAAAUCUGAUUCACAAAAUGAGACGUUUCAAUUUGUAGCUGUAAUAUAAGUGAAUUAAUCAACUUAGAGCCGUUCUACAGUUUUAACGUUUUAACUUUAUUCUAUGACUUUGCUGCAGAACACACGGCUCCUCGUUGUUUAAUGUUUAUUUAAUGCCCCACAGAUGUAAACGACCCUCUGCAACUACAGAAUACAACAGACUGAGUUCUGACGGUCCAGAUCUCUACACGGACUAAAUGUCCCGUAGAGCAGUGCUCCCCAAACUUUUUAGAGCCACGGACCAGUUUUAUGUCUGACAAUAUUUUGCAGACUGGGGGCUGCAGCAGCGCAGCAUUGUCUACUCCUGGUUUGGUCCUGGUUUAGACCUGGUUUAGACCUGGUUUGGUCCUGGUUUAGACCAGGUUUAGACCUAGUUUGGUCCUGAUUUAGUUCUGGUUUAUACUUGGUUCAGUCCUGGUUUUAAUUCUGGUUUUAGUUCUGGUUUAGACCUGGUUAAAUCCUGUUUUAAACCUGGUUUAGUUCUGGUUAAGUCCUGGUUAAAUCCUGAUUUAGACCCGGUUUAAUCCUGGUUUAGUUCUGGUUUAGUUCUGGUUUUAGACCUGGUUUGGUCCUGGUUUAGAGAUGCAUAUGGGAGGAGGGGGUUCGUGCUUUCGCAGCCCGGUACGGGUCCGUGGCCCUGGGGUUUGAGGGUUGUGGACUCUGCCGUAGAGAAAAUGAAUGUAAAUGUAACUUUACAAAUGAUCGAGGAGCUUUAAGGAGCGCGGUUUUAAAUGUGCAAUAUUCUGUAUAUUUUUAUAACGGUUCAAAAAGUAAAUCACAGCCCCUUAAGUAUUUUUAAGCACUUUUACUGCCAUUUCAGAGCUGGUUUAACACACAAAAACAUAAACACUACUGCGAUUAGUGUUGAUACUACUCGAACAUCUCAAAGUCUAGUUCGAUACUAAUAAUAGUUUUGAAAAGCUUGACUAAAACUAAAAUCAUGUUUGAGUUGGAUUUUUUUAGUCCAGAUGAGUAUUUAGUUUCGAUAUUAGGUUCGGUAUCUGAUUUUUGGUACUUUUGUCACGUCGAUUAAGCAAACUGUAAGACGGUUUAAUGAUUUCGUAACGUUUUUCCCCAGGUUUUUACAUUUGGAUUGGAUAAAAAUUAAGUUAAAUGAGUUAAUGUUUCUGCUGUUUUUGCCAGAACUUAAGUAAAUCAAAACUGGCGAGCCCAAAAUCUGGAACUUAAACUGUCAAAAUCUCGUCUCGUUUCAUUCUCGUGUCUCGUUUCAUUUCAUAUUUAACACGUUUGGACCCCGAGGAGAAAAGUUACAGCGGCGGGAAGAACUAAAAUAAAAAAGAAUACUUAUUUUAGUUAAAUAACACGAGGUUUUUGAAAGCUUUAACUUGAGUAGACAGUAUUACAAAGGCACUAAUGGAAAUCUGUAAAUGAUAGUCAUAUUUUUGUGUGAAUAAAAGAUCUGUUUAUUUAUAAUUGUCUUGAAUCGAAUGUGUAAAAAUGAUCAAAUAAAACUGACAAAAACUAAAUAAAACUAAAAAUUUAA
Boleophthalmus pectinirostris (great blue-spotted mudskipper) is the source of this 3727-nucleotide messenger RNA. It is a transcript of the gene tcaim, whose product is annotated as T cell activation inhibitor, mitochondrial. The record is from RefSeq and is a predicted model, not a curated record. The coding region runs from base 85 to 1560 and encodes 491 amino acids. Gene Ontology annotation, cellular component: mitochondrion. The transcript is spliced from 11 exons. Lineage: Eukaryota; Metazoa; Chordata; Actinopteri; Gobiiformes; Gobiidae.